AUUAUUAUAGAUUUUCCCAGAAUAUCAUGAACGCCCAAUCCCGUAAUGACAAUGUACUAUUAACAAACAGAAAAUCACACAAGCGUGGCCCGACUUUUACUUUGAAGAAAUUGUGUCGGCGGAUGUUAUUUUUUCACCGUCUCAUACCAGACAGACCUGGAAGUGGUGGACCUACUGGAGGAAAAAUACAAUUAAUCGGCGAAAAUAUACAAUCAGGAACCAAUAUACUAUCCAGUAUCCACGUCAACAUGCAGAUCUGCAAUGUUUGCCGAGACGAGCCAUCAAAAUAUAGAUGCCCAACCUGCCAAAUCAGAUAUUGUUCGCUUGGCUGCUAUAAGACACAUAAGGACAGUUGCAUUCGUGUUGAACGGCCAGCCCCUGUUACCCCUGAAACAAACACAGACGAACCGUGGAAUGUGGAUGACAUCCUCCAGAAGGAAGAGGAUUAUAUCGACAAAGUUCCCUUGCAGAAACUUCAACUGCUGAGCCAGUCGAAGGAGCUGAGAGGCCUUCUGCGUAACCCCCACCUGAGACAGUUAUUGCGCUCCAUCGACUCCGCGGCGAAUAAAGACGAAAUGAUGAGAGCCGCCAUGCAGGAGCCGCUGUUUGUCGAGUUUUCCGACGAGUGUUUGAAAGUUGUAGAAAAUGACCAACGCAAACCUUCAAGACCAGGGGCCAGUGAAGAUCUCUAGAGGUUUUGUUUUGCAUAGUAUUUUUUUUUUUAUAUACAUUUCUCUGUUUUUUUCCAUGCAAUGUAACAACUGAAUGAAUAAAUAUUUUCAAAACCAUCCAUAAUGCCAUUUGGAAAAAAACAAUUACGCAAAUUAAGUAAAGUAAAACUAGAAAAUGCGGUGAGUGCUGUAGUGCAAAGUGAGGUUGAAAAUAUGUUUUAAUAAGUGCAAACAUGCACACCAUUUUAAAAGUCGUAUCUGAUGGCUAGAAUUAUUUUUUUACGACCAUUUAUACUGCCAGAGCUUGGUGCUUCCUACAUAACCGGUAUAAGCUGAACGCUAACGUGCAUACGAUAUGUCAUAUGAAAGCCUCCAAGGAGUCCAACGGUACAGGCCUUAUCCUUUCGUGAGCUUUUCUCAAUGUGAACUAACUAAACUAACUGAAUCAACUAAAUGAAAAAGAAUAACUUCCAUUACACCCUUUUCCUGGAUACAAGUGGUGACCCACUUGUACACACACCCGCAAUUGACUAGCACUGAUUUAAUUAAACAAUUUCAGACUUUAUCAGAACAGUGAUAAACAAACUAUCACUUUAGGUAUUACUCUUCAAUUUAUUUGUUUAUAAAAAAAGGGUAUAGUCAGUUAUUUUUUUGAAAAACACAAUCGACAUGUCAAAAAAAAAAUACAGGUUCAGAGGUACAUCAAAUUUUGGUCACAUGAAUCUUGCAAUGAGUUUACUCUAAAGAUGGAAAUGAAUGCCAUCAUCAGCAGCCCUUACAUGUUAUAGAAUCAUCUCAGAUUGUGUUUACAUGGUUGUAUGAUAACUAAAUCAUAAUGAAACCCACAAAACAAUUAUAGUUAAAUGCAACACCAUUAUGUAAUGCAUUAUUUUUUCUAGAGAUUGGUAUAUAUUACAUGCAACUCUGUACUUUGUAGUGUGAAAAGCCCUUGCAAGUCCUUUUUUGGUGUUUUCAUAUCUGCAGUAGAACCUGCAUCUUAAUAUAGAACAAACAUUUAGCUUGAACAACAAAGAAUUCAAAUAAAUAUGAAGGCCCAUCAAAUUGCAUCUCAAUAUAAAGGGAGGCACUUGCCUAAGGCUGAUACGUUUCUAUAAAGGCAACCACAAAUAACAUGCAUUACAUUAAAAGGUGCAAUAACAAACAUGCUAUGGCUAGGACGUACUUUCAGGUGGAAGCUAUGGACUAAGGAACCCGUCUUUAACAUGUCCCUUAAUUUUGUGCAUUGCCUAUACAAUAAAACAGUGGGCAUCCAGCAAGUGUGUGUGGGAUUUGAUAUUUGAGCCCAUGCAAAAUCCAAAUGGACUUGAAACUUUUGUGAUACUGUUUGGUUCUCCUGAAGAUAUUUCUUACUGACAACAAUAACAAGAAAAUACCAUUGGCCGAAAAAAAAAAAUACAAUUUUGACAAGUAAUCAAGAACAGUAUGUUGAACGAUUUGCAUGGCGUGAAACAUAAAAAAGUGCAGCAAAGUAUUAGCAGUAGAAAGUUUCCCCGUGAUUUCAGUCUGAUCUUAAGAGAGCAGCAUUUCCAUUCGUUUGUUCAAGUAGUUAUAAUUUCAGCUUGUCGUGAGUGUUGAGUGUAUAGUAACCUCGAGUGUGAUCUACAGUCAAACGCGUUACAAUGUUUUCUCAAGUAGGAUCUGGUUGAACCCCGUCACUCCCUCUCUUCUCAGGUGUGGAAGCAUGUCAGCGUAGAGCAACGGAGACCUCUGGUAGUGGAGCUUCACAGAUCCCUAAAAAGCAACACAAUAGUUUAAACCAUGAAUCCAUAAAAAAAAUUAAAAUAAACAGAGAAUCACCUGACAU
This is a messenger RNA of Gadus chalcogrammus (walleye pollock), 2496 nucleotides long. RefSeq names its product zinc finger, HIT-type containing 3 (gene znhit3). Lineage: Eukaryota; Metazoa; Chordata; Actinopteri; Gadiformes; Gadidae. The transcript is spliced from 5 exons. Gene Ontology annotation, cellular component: pre-snoRNP complex; nucleus. Gene Ontology annotation, biological process: box C/D snoRNP assembly; maturation of LSU-rRNA from tricistronic rRNA transcript (SSU-rRNA, 5.8S rRNA, LSU-rRNA); snoRNA localization. The record is from RefSeq and is a predicted model, not a curated record. Bases 27 to 692 code for a protein of 221 amino acids. Gene Ontology annotation, molecular function: protein binding.